UUUGAAAAAGAACUUCAGAGAAUUUCAGAAGCCUAUGAGAGUCUAGUCAAGUCCACCACCAAGCGAGAGUCACUGGACAAGGCGAUGAGAAACAAGCUGGAAGGAGAGAUCCGAAGACUUCACGAUUUUAACAGAGACCUCCGAGAUCGACUGGAGACCGCCAACAGGCAGCUGUCCAGCAGGGAACAUGAUGACCGUGGAGACAAAGUCACAGAGGGGCAUUUUGCUUCUCAGAACAAAGAAUUCUUGAAGGAAAAGGAGAAGUUAGAAAUAGAGUUAGCAGCGGUGCGGACUGCGAGUGAAGACCAUCGGAGACACAUUGAGAUCCUGGACCAGGCUUUGAGCAACGCCCAGGCCAGAGUCAUCAAACUGGAAGAGGAGCUACGGGAGAAGCAAGCAUAUGUGGAGAAAGUUGAGAAGCUGCAGCAGGCCCUGACCCAGCUGCAGUCCGCAUGUGAGAAGCGAGAGCAGAUGGAGCGCAGACUGCGGACCUGGCUGGAGAGGGAGCUGGAUGCACUGAGGACCCAGCAGAGACACGGAAAUGGCCAGCCUGCCAACAUCCCCGAGCGCAGCGCCCCAGCCCUCAUGGAACUGGUGCGGGAGAAGGAGGAGCGGAUCCUGGCGCUGGAGGCGGACGCGACCAAGUGGGAGCAGAAGUACCUGGAGGAAAGCACCAUCCGUCACUUUGCCAUGAGUGCUGCAGCCUCAGCGGUGGCCGAGAGGGACACCACAAUCAUCAACCACUCGAGGAAUGGCAGCUAUGGCGAGAGCUCACUGGAGGCCCACAUCUGGCAGGAGGAGGAGGAGGUGGUACAGGCCAACAGGAGGUGUCAGGACAUGGAGUACACUAUUAAAAAUCUCCAUGCCAAAAUCAUAGAGAAGGAUGCCAUGAUAAAGGUCCUUCAGCAGCGAUCCCGUAAAGAUGCCGGCAAGAUGGACCCCGCCAGCCUACGGCCUGCCCGCUCUGUCCCAUCCAUUGCUGCGGCCACUGGGACACACUCCCGCCAGACCUCACUCACCAACAACCAACUGGCUGAAGAAAAGAAGGAAGAGAAGACAUGGAAGGGGAGCAUAGCCAGCAGCACCCAUGCUAAGACAGGCAGCAAGGACAGCAGCACCCAGACUGACAAGAGCACUGAACUCUUCUGGCCCAACAUGGCCUCCCUCCCCAACCGCAGCAGGCUGAGUACCACCCCUUCCAACAGCCCUGUCCUGAAACACCCAGCGGCCAAAGGGAUUGCAGAGAAACUGGAGAACUCUCCUGGCCAUGGGAAGUCACCAGACCACAGAGGCCGCGUCAGCAGCUUGCUGCAUAAGCCGGAGUUCCCCGAUGGAGAGAUGAUGGAGGUUCUCAUUUAACUCUGUCAUCCCUGUUGAAUUUCGUACCAGAAUAUGACAAACAAGAACAGUGGCAGAGAGGGAGAAGAAAGAUCAAGAAGGUGCAGAUGGGAAACCAGGAAUGAUGCGAACUGACAAAGAUUCCUGAUUAAUAAGAACACCUUUUAUAAAUGUUACAAACACAGGACACCUACAUGAUUGCAGAGAGAAGGGAAAGUUACGGAUUUUUAUUACCUAGAGUGGAAGAGAAGAUGCAUGUAGGUUUGGAAACAAAGUUCAAAAGAAGUAAGAAAUGGAAUUUUUCAUUAUACAGAAAUUAUAUGUCUUGGGGAGGCUCUGUGACCCCUAUUCUCUGAUUAUAAACAGAUAAACCUGACCAUGGACCUUCCUUGGAAUACCCACUCUCCUUGCUCUCAGAGCCCAUCUUGGCACAAUGCAGUGUUACUGUGCUAUCUCAUGUGUCUUCUAAGUGGUGUGGGUGUGGUCCUGAGAAGAAAUGUCCCGGGGUGAUGGAAAUUCCACCCGUGGUCUUUCCUUACUUACCUGUUUGGUUUGAGUUUUCAAGCAGUCAUGGAGCUUCUUAGCUUUUCUGCAUUCAGGGGUGUUUUCUAAACAGGAUGGGAGCAUCCUAUCUUCUCUGAGUUUACCUCUGUCUCUACUCUGCUUUCUUUAGUUUUACUUCUUUAUUGUUCCUUCCUUUUUUGUCUGUUUAAUACAACAUGGCAGAAUUCCUUCAGUAUGGUACUUAAAAGAACAGCAUCUGAACUGUCAUCAGUCCUGCUGUGUCUUAACAGUGGCCAGUAGGACAAAGUACAUGUUGGCUUCUGGGCUGCUUCCUCUGCCUGUGCUUGGAUGAGGCAGAGGGUCCCGUGGGUCACUGUGGUGUCUUGCAUUGAGAUCACGGCAGUGGCUGUUUUUCUCUCUCACAUGAGUGCUCUUGUAAGGAGUUGACAUUUCCACCCCAUUGCUCUGUUGGAGUAAGACGGCAGGUAGCAUUUUACAUAGUUUCCUUGGUGGCAUCCAGACUCUCACCUGGCACCCCUGUCCUGUUUCCUUCUGUUUGGGCCUAAUGAGUAUAUUUACUGCUCUCCCCUCACUGUGCACUCUGGUUGGUGCUGAUGAACACAGACUUUCCUUCCCACUGUUUUCUCUACCGCGAAUUUGCUUUGUAACCUGUCAGGCCAGUAGAUAGAUAGCAUGGGCAGGUUUCUCCAGGUUUCAGAGGUGGGACAGAAAUCUCAUAGGAAAUAAGCCAGAAGUGAGCGAGUGGUAGGCCUCUUGUACCUUUGCUAUGAUGUUUCACGUACAACUCCGCAGAAACCGGCUUCCCUUACACAUCUAGGAGGUGCUGGCUUAGAAAGAGGAGGUUCUCUUUCUCUUAGGCUCUCUCUGAGAGCCUAAAAACUAGCACUAAAUCCAGAAAUCCUAGAAUUUCCCAUCAACACGAAGCAUUGAUGGAAAUCUGUGUUCUGUUGUGAAUAUAGCUACAAACUAUAUUUAAAAUCUAUUUCCAAGUUGUCCACAGAACUGGUCCCAAGGGGCAUCUGAUCAUAGAGCUUGAGGGUCCUGUCUCAGGGGAAGGAAAGCAGCUUUGGCUCUAAGUAAAGGUAUGCCAGAGUAAUUCUGUGUGAACCUUAAGUUGGCUGUUGGGUAAUUUCAGUGUCUACAUGCUGCCAGGUGUUGCAUGGAGUGUGAAAAGUUGUUGGGACCAGGUGUCUUGACACUCUAGCUUCACUAAGUAGUGGUUCUUUGUGCAGUACCUACUACUGUCUGCAGGUCCAUAGAGCUAAGCUGCCAAGAAAAACACAUUCUUUUCCAAAAAUUCCAGAGCAUGAACUGAACACUUGCCUAGCGUUUUUCUUCUCUGUGUUCCUCUGCAUCAGAGGCUGGUGGCCAGUGACAGUGUGGAUGGAGUUCAGCAUGCUCUCGUAGUGUCUGCAUAACAGGGCUGCCUCCGUUCUCCCAGCUUUGGGAGGGCAGGAAAUGGUGGAGCAGCCCUGGCUUCAGUCCUCCGAGGCUUACCUCUGGAAGGAGUGGAUAUCAAGAUAGUCGCUCCGAAAGUUUUGACUCAGAACAGAGACUCCAGUGGCUCUGUUGCUCUAGAAAGAGGCUCUAGGCAUGUCCCCUACAGAGAAGUGAGGCAUCACUCCUAUUUGUUCUCACCUGGCUUGGCCUCAGCUACCUGUAACCUCACGAUGCCAUGUGAUGCCAUGGCUGAAGCACCUUUGAGCCAAGUGCUAAUGGCCUGAAAACCUCUCCUCUCACUGGCAGCCUUCUAAGUCCCAGAGAUGUGUGUGAACAGUCAGGUGGAGCUGGGCUUCUUGAGGAAGUGAAGAAGAGGUGGGGAUUAAAAGAUUUGGAGGUCCCAGUUCACAUGUAGACUGCAGAGAGCUGGGCCAAGCAAACUGAUGUGUUUUCUAAAACACAAGUCUUGCUCCAUGCCUGCACCAGAGCAAGCAGAGUGAGUUUCUCUGUGUUCUCUAAAUGCUCUUCACUCCUUCUAAGCAAAAGAGUCUUGUGUCUGUUGUUCAGUGAGCUCUCAUCAGUGUUCUUAAAGGGUGAAGGCUUUAGAAGCCAGAAAGUAGCCAGGUCACACCCCAAAACCUGAGGCAGCCAUGAUAUAUGAGAUGCUUUAGAGAUGUUGACUUUCUUUUCUUCUAAUUAACCAGUGUGUUUUAAAUGUCUGUUUGAUGUGAUGAUUGUUUAAUGCAUUUGCCUUUGAUGUAUGGCUCCAUGGAAGAUGGGCAGAGUAAUUGAGAAGUCAUCAGAGGCUGGUCAGCCCUUCAGUAAAUGAAUUUUGUCUGCAAUUAAUGAGCAGCCUUUCCUCUUCCUUUUAAGUAGUAUACUCUUUUCUUAGUAAUUUAAUGAUAUAUUAAGGUGUGUAUGUGUAAGUGGAUGCAUAUGAGGUAUGACUAUCAGGUUGUAAGCAGAAUUUCUUUUCUUAAUCCAGAACACCCAGGUUUUCAUCUCACCCACCUUCCUUAAUGUGGGUGGGAGGCCUGUCUUCGGGGUGACUGAGUGCUAACCCAAGCAGUAAAAACAUCUCAGAGUUCCUCUAGAGAGUGGCCUUCAGGGUCUGGCAGGUUCCUUUGAUUUCCCCUUAGAGGAUGAAAACUCUUCAUCCUUUGAGGAUGGAUUUGAGCUUUAGAAACAGCCCCAAAUUGUUCACAGCAUGGGUGAGUGAGUACAGAUGGUAAUUGAGAUAAAUCACAUCAUUUUUAUUUCUUAAAAAAAUAUCCCUAAGAAAUACCUUGGAAUGAGGCCUUAGACUCAGAACCUUUAGAAGUGACCAUUAGAGGAGAACAGCACUCAUUAGUGUGUACACUCAAGAGGAUGCGUUUUAAAAGUCGGCUCCCUCCACACCUCCUGUGUUCACAUCUCUGCACAUACUGCAGACACACUGCAGUACGUAUGCAUUAGUGUGAGCACCCAGUGGUGUUCUGGAAAGCCAAGUUACACUUAAGUGCAUGUUAUUGUCUUGUAUGCUGUGACUGAGAUGCAUCCUUGUCAUGAAACUUUGCUUCUUCAAGAAUUAACAUACUGUCCCCUAUAUCUGGCAGUACAUACAGCAUUUUCUCAUAUCAGCUCUGAUGUUUUGAUGCCAAGUGUUGUGUUACAUGUGAUUUUGCCUAGGAUUCUUUCUCAGAUAGACACCUGUGAGUAUUUAUUACAAAAUAGAAUAUAAGCAGAUUUAUCCACAGUGGGUUUGUUUGAAUCAAGGUGUUUUGCCUUUCGAGGAUGGACAGUGGAACCUCCUCCUUAACGAGGGACUUGAGGAAUCUGUACAUUCAGUGAAACAAGGCCAGGCAGGCACCUGACUUCAGCCAAACUCUGGCAACUCAUUGCCUGCUGUGUGUAUGUCACUGUGCUGGGGGGUGUGCCGUUCUUCCCAGCAGACUGUUAUCUGGGUGGCCUUUGGCAUCUUCAUGUCAUGUUGCUGGUCUGUAUUGGGGGUAACUACAGAGCUGUACAGCCACAUGGGUCUGUGUACAAAGUAAGGGGGAGGGAGAGCCCAAGAGUACUGGCGUGUCCCCCACAGCAAAUACAGACACUGUUGGUCAGCCAAAGAUUUUCCUAUUCUGUGCUGCUUAAACUUGUGCCUUAAUAUUGUAUAUAAUAAAUGGAUAAAAUGGCAAAAUGGCUGGUCUCCCCCGCUCACUUGUUCUUUUCUUCCCCAAGGAACACAGACACUCGUGAUCCAAAAAUGUUUCAUUUCACUGUACUUUAUUUCACCGGUCCGUGUUUGCCUCCCCAGGGCCUCAGCCCACACUGGCAGGCGCUCCGGGUUCUGGGGAGGAAAUGAGUCACACUGCUGCUAGAGUUGGCAGCCCACGCUCUCUGCCCCUCCAGACAAACAAGGAGAAAGGAAGUGUGGGAGAUUGGGCCAGGGGGCACUGUCCUCUCUGAUCCCACGUGAGCAUACUCACGGGUCCCUGAUUGCCAGAGACACCUCUGCUUCAGGGACUCGGCCACACUGCCUGGGAACUGCCUGGAGGCAGACAUGCCUCUCUGCCCCAGAAUGGACAUGCAAGAUGGUAGCUACUUUGCUAGAAUCUCUGGGUCAUGGGAAAAUCAGGAGGGCUUUGAUAGCAAGGAAUCACAUGAUAAACUGGAAUCCAGUGAAUAAAGCAGAACAAAAUAAACAUCACGAGAGUCCUCAAGCUAAGGCCCCUCUCAUGGGGACAGUGACCCUGGGAUCACUGGGUUAAGGAGGAAGAAAUGCCCUCUGUUUAUUCUCUGGUCAUGCCUUUUCAGUAGAAGCCUCUCCUCUCUCUCCCCUUGGUCCUCAGCUUGGAAGAGCAUUCUAAAUGUGAGCUCAGUUCCCCAUCAACACAAUGUGAUUCGCACGCUUGGUCUCCUUCAAUCCUCACAACAGACUAGUCACCAUCCUGUUUCAAAAACCAAGACCCUAAGGCACAAACAAGUGCAAAAGAUGGCAUUUGAACCCACGUCUACCAGAUGCAGAGCCCAUGCACUUGUAUGUGAAAGAUGAGUGGGUAUGCACAAGCUUCUGUCUGUUUGGCUUCUUGUCUGUCCUGCCUCUGCUCACAGAAAUCCUCUGUGGGGAAUCCUUUUCUCCAUGUCUGUGAUUAUGUCUCCCUUAGCAUGAAGGCCUAGGUUUACAGCUUCCCAGCCCCUCCUCUCAGGACCACAGAUAUGUAGCACCAUGUCCAGCUAGAUUUUUGAGAUAGAAUCUCACAAACUUUUGCCUAGGUUGGUCUCAAACUGCAAUUC
Molecule: messenger RNA, 6573 nt
Organism: Castor canadensis (American beaver)
Lineage: Eukaryota; Metazoa; Chordata; Mammalia; Rodentia; Castoridae
Source: RefSeq, a predicted model, not a curated record